AUGUAUGAGUCUGCUCAUGUCUAUCUAUCUAUCUAUCUAUCUAUCUCAGUCUCUUCACUAUCUAGCUAUCUACUUCAUUUUGUGAUCUAUCUGUCUAUCUAUCUAUGUAUGGGUCUGCUCAUGUCUAUCUAUCUAUCUAUCUAUCUAUCUAUCUAUCUAUCUAUCUAUCUCAUCUGCUCAUACUUAUCUAUCUAUCUAUCUAUCUAUCUAUCUAUCUAUCUCAUCUGCUCAUAUCUAUCUAUCUAUCUAUCUAUCUAUCUAUCUAUCUCAGUCUCUUCACUAUCUAGCUAUCUACUUCAUUUUGUGAUCUAUCUGUCUAUCUAUCUAUGUAUGAGUCUGCUCAUGUCUAUCUAUCUAUCUAUCUAUCUAUCUAUCUAUCUAUCUCAUCUGCUCAUACUUAUCUAUCUAUCUAUCUAUCUAUCUAUCUAUCUAUCUAUCUCAGUCUCUUCACUAUCUAGCUAUCUACUUCAUUUUGUGAUCUAUCUGUCUAUCUAUCUAUGUAUGAGUCUGCUCAUAUCUAUCUAUCUAUCUAUCUAUCUAUCUAUCUAUCUAUCUCAUCUGCUCAUGUCUAUCUAUCUAUCUAUCUAUCUAUCUAUCUAUCUAUCUAUCUAUCUAUCUAUCUCAGUCUCUUCACUAUCUAGCUAUCUACUUCAUUUUGUGAUCUAUCUGUCUAUCUAUCUAUGUAUGAGUCUGCUCAUGUCUAUCUAUCUAUCUAUCUAUCUAUCUAUCUAUCUCAGUCUCUUCACUAUCUAG
Molecule: messenger RNA, 753 nt
Organism: Acanthosepion pharaonis
Lineage: Eukaryota; Metazoa; Mollusca; Cephalopoda; Sepiida; Sepiidae
Source: the annotation of a GenBank genome assembly